GGAGAGAGCAGAGCAGCUGAGAAACAAUUUGGAUCUCUGAUUAGUUUUUGGGUUUCUUCAGAUCUCUGCAGAAAUGUCUUCAACUUUCAGCGGAGAUGAAACAGCUCCCUUCUUCGGCUUCCUCGGAGCCGCUGCAGCUCUCGUCUUCUCCUGCAUGGGUGCUGCGUAUGGUACUGCGAAGAGUGGCGUCGGUGUUGCAUCCAUGGGUGUGAUGCGGCCUGGGCUUGUUAUGAAAUCGAUUGUUCCAGUUGUUAUGGCUGGAGUUUUGGGUAUUUAUGGUUUGAUUAUUGCUGUUAUUAUCAGUACAGGAAUAAACCCUAAGGCGAAGUCCUGCUAUCUGUUUGAUGGUUAUGCUCACUUGUCGUCCGGUCUGGCUUGUGGUCUUGCUGGCCUCUCUGCUGGAAUGGCGAUCGGGAUUGUUGGUGACGCUGGAGUCUGGGCCAAUGCGCAACAGCCAAAGCUUUUUGUUGGUAUGAUCCUCAUCCUCAUUUUCGCAGAAGCGCUUGCCCGCUAUGGUCUUAUUGUGGGUAUCAUUCUCUCCUUCCGAGCAGGCCAAUCUCGGGCAGACUGAAGAUUGCAAAGCAGU
This is a messenger RNA of Macadamia integrifolia, 586 nucleotides long. Its product is annotated as V-type proton ATPase 16 kDa proteolipid subunit-like. The record is from RefSeq and is a predicted model, not a curated record. The transcript has a single exon. Lineage: Eukaryota; Viridiplantae; Streptophyta; Magnoliopsida; Proteales; Proteaceae. Gene Ontology annotation, molecular function: proton-transporting ATPase activity, rotational mechanism. Gene Ontology annotation, biological process: proton transmembrane transport. Gene Ontology annotation, cellular component: proton-transporting V-type ATPase, V0 domain. The coding region runs from base 74 to 571 and encodes 165 amino acids.